Molecule: messenger RNA, 1668 nt
Organism: Funneliformis geosporum
Lineage: Eukaryota; Fungi; Glomeromycota; Glomeromycetes; Glomerales; Glomeraceae
Source: the annotation of a GenBank genome assembly
AUGGAUAACGAGUGGAAGAGCGCAAAGUCGAAAUUAGAAAAUCUUUUCCCUGACAGCAAGAUGCGUGGUGAAAUCAAAGGUCAACUUCUAGGGAUGGAUAUGAAGAACCGACUUGAAUAUUUCGAAGGAGAUGACGAAGAAAUUAAGGCUUCCCUUAAUACACUCCUAUUUGGAGAACAGGAUUUAGAAUUCAACCUGCGACCUGGAAUAUCUCCUAAAGAUAAUACAUACGCUUGUAAGAAAAAAGAUAUUAAUCUCGAAUGGUCAGAUAUAUCCAAAGACCUUAUAGGAGUUUUGUGCCUACCAGAUAACGUUUUUUUUCUGGGUGACGAAGGAUUAGGAUCAUUCCUCAUAAUUCGAGACUGCUACAAAGAACUCAUUAUUGAGAUGUUUAAACGGGAUAUAUCCAAAUUUGGAUGUAUUAUCACAGGUACACCCGGCAUAGGUAAAACAUAUUUUGGGCUGUACCUUCUAUAUUACAUUCAUUUACAUCAUCCAAAUGCCACGAUUGUCUGGCAAUUAGCUGAUUCAGAUACUCACCAAUGCUAUCAAUUUAUGCCAGACGGUAACAUUCUAGUUGGAAGCAUAGAACAAUUUUAUGAUUCAAUUUCGAACAAGAACAACUAUUACAUUGUAGAUGCUCAGAAACCUGAGAAAAGUAGCGCAUAUGUUAUUCUGUUGACGCCUCCGAAAGCAGAGUUAUACAACUCUCUAUGGAAGUCAGAAGGUAUUACUAAGUACUACAUGCCGAUCUGGAACGAUGAAGAAAUAAUUACACUAUGGAACGUCCGUUAUAAGGAAAUGAAGGGCGAAAAUGGAGAUACAUUUACAUAUGAAAAAUUUGAGGUGUUGAUGGGAAGAUGGGGUUUAAUACCUCGAAUCCUUAGGAAGUGGAAAGAUGAACUAUAUAGCGAAACAGAGUUCGAUAAACUGAUCAAUGAAGUUGAACUUAUGAAGUGUUUAAAGUCUGUCAAUGAGGAAGGAAUGUCAAAGGACUCUGCAAGUGGCAGACUUAUUCAUAUUAUUGUAGAACCAAACUUUAGAAAAUAUAAAUUUUGUUUUGCUUCAUCAUUUGUUUCGGAUAGUUUGAUAAAUGCCUAUGAGCGUUACCAUCAUUCUAGCGUUCGUGAUUUUCUCCAAAGCAGUUACAGUGAGCCGAAAGCUUCUGGACUUCGAGGUAACCUUUUUGAGGAUUAUGCCCAUAGGCAAUUGCAAAAGGGCGGUACAUUUAGAAUUCGCGAACUUAUUAGAGGAGAGAUCUCAACAGAGAUAGUGGAUAAAGAAAUGGACAAUCUAUGUUACAAUUGGUUUGAUACGCUGAAGGAUGUAGAUGCAUGUUCUUAUAAUAGACCUCGAUCGAGAAUAUUUGAAACGACAGAUUCUUUUGUUUUUAAUAGCCAAGAGAGCACUUUAGACUUAUUUCAAGUUACUGUAUCAAAAGUUCAUGGUGCAAAGGUGAAAGGGUUAGAGAAAAUCAAAACCCAUGUGUGGAAUGGUAAUAUAAAAUUAUAUUUUGUGGUUCCAUCUGACAAAUUCGACGAUUAUCCUUGGCAAAGCUAUAGGGGUUCCAAUAACCUUGUCAGUUAUAGUCAUUCAUCAUGGAUCAAUGAUCUAAAACAAUACGUACUAGAUAUAAAUGUACAUGAAUUCUACAGCAAUAAUGAGUAA